Tachysurus fulvidraco (yellow catfish) is the source of this 1092-nucleotide messenger RNA. It is a transcript of the gene oaz1a, whose product is annotated as ornithine decarboxylase antizyme 1a. Gene Ontology annotation, biological process: positive regulation of protein catabolic process. Gene Ontology annotation, molecular function: ornithine decarboxylase inhibitor activity. The record is from RefSeq and is a predicted model, not a curated record. Gene Ontology annotation, cellular component: nucleus; cytoplasm. NCBI's taxonomy places the organism in Eukaryota, Metazoa, Chordata, Actinopteri, Siluriformes, Bagridae.
CCGCUGUAAUAAACACCGCCUGCUCACAACACAAGUCGCGACAUAAACAAGCGCCCUGCUGCCGACGCUGUCCGGAUGGUUAAAUCCAACCUCCAGACGAUCCUAAAUAGCCAUUGUUUUGCCAGAGAAAAGGAAAGAAAUAUACACAAGAUGCCUGUAGUCGAAGUAACCCACAAUAAACCUGAGAUCAAAAGUUCCAGCAGGUGCCCUCGGUGUUGCAGUAACCCGUGUCCAGGGCCUCGGUGGUGUUCCGAUGCCCCUCACCCACCCCUAAAGAUCCCAGGUGGGCGAGGGAACGAUCAGAGGGAUCACAAUCUUUCAGCUAAGUUAUUCUAUUCUGACACUCAGUUGCUGGUCCUCGAAGAGCCUCCACCUUUAAACAGCCGCGUGAGAUUCUUGCUCUUUGAGCAGCGCAGUUCUGAGCUCAAGCCUGUAGUGUGGAGGGGGUCACUGGUCGGGGUUAGGCUUUUCAUCGAGAUCCCCCCAGGAGCUCUUCCUGAAGGAAGCAAGGACAGUUUUGCACUCUUGCUGGAGUUUGCAGAGGAGAAGCUUCAGGUUGAUUACGUUUUUAUUUGCUUCCAGAAAAAUCGUGACGACAGAGCAUCGCUGCUGCGGACGUUCAGUUUCCUGGGCUUUGAGAUUGUGAGACCGGGUCAUUCUCUUGUCCCAUCGCGCCCCGAUGCUUUCUUCAUGGCUUACAGCAUCGAAAGAGAAUUGGACAAUGAUGAAUGAUGGUUUUAUUGACUAUCACUACAGUGCUUUGUGCUGAUUCAAUCAAAUGUAUCACCUGUAAAAGAAUCUUAAACCUUUUCCUGCACCACGCUUUGAUGUAUCCUGUGAAUCCGUCAGUAGUGUCUCCGCUUCCCACUAAAUCAUUAGGCGAUCACAUUCCCACACACCGCUCUUUAGAGCCCAAUAUUUAUGGCUAUGUUCGAUUCCCUUGCAACAAAAUGUAUGUAAGCACAUUUGUUUCCUUCCUGAUUUUUACACUUUUUUUCUCUUCAUGUGUGCAUGAUUCUGAAAGUUUGUUUUAUGUUCAGUUGAACUAAUCUGCAUGCUGCCAGAGUGCAGAAUAAAGUUGCUCACCCUGUU